CCACGGACGGAGUUCCCAACACUGGAUUUGCGUUAUGUUCAAUGGAAGAACGCAACAACGUCGAUUUACGUAUAAAACGUUUUUAAUCGGUGUAAAACGUUAACCGGUAUUAUGUAUACCCGUAUCUCGCCGUCGUGCGUCAGUUGAAUUAACUCAUCUGUGUAACGUAUAGAAUACGACGGUCCGUAUAUGGUAGUACAUUACGGAAGACCGUGUGCUAACCUCUCUUCGAUACGCUGAAGAGUUUUGUUGAAAAUCGUGAAAAGAAUGGCGGUCGGAUCGACGAAAGUGGUACAGGUGACGAAUAUCGCACCUCAAGCGACGAAAGAUCAAAUGCAAACAUUGUUUGGAUAUCUCGGAAAAAUAGAGGAUAUCAGAUUGUAUCCCACUAUACGAGACGUUGCAGUACCUGUACAAUCGCGUAUUUGCUACAUAAAAUUUCAUGAUCAAGGAUGUGUUGCAGUUGCUCAACAUAUGACAAACACUGUUUUCAUUGAUCGUGCAUUGAUCGUGAUCCCUUAUCAAAAUGGAGACAUUCCAGAUGAACAGAGAGCCCUAGAAUUAACAAACAAUGGCACAGUUGUUCCAGGUCUUUAUCCUUCUGAACCUAAGCUACCACCAAAUGUUGUAAAUGCAAUAGAGGGAAUUCCACCAAAUCAUGUCAUUACUACUAUGGAUCCUAAACUGGAAUCGAAUGGAUUGCCACCUUACCCACAUUUACCUGGCCAUUUGGAUAGUAGGAAAAUUGAAGAGAUAAGAAGAACCCUCAUCCUUGCUAAUAUAGAUCCGUCUGUGACAACUGAUCAUUUGUUAGACUUCUUUAGUAAUAAUAAUGUCGAAGUAAAAUAUUUACGUAUGUGCACCAGAGAUUCAGACACGGAACACUAUGCUCUAGUAGAACUUUCUGAGCAAGCAGCUGUAGUAUCUGCAUUACUACUGAAUGGUAAAAUGCUCAUGGAUAGACCGAUUAAAAUUUACCAUUCGACUCAAGCAAUAGCGAAACCUGAAGCGAAAAGCAACGAGGCUGCACAGAAGGAGAUAGAGGAAGCCAUGUCUCGCGUAAAGGAGGCCCACAAUUUAAUAUCAGCUGCGAUUGAUCCGAUGAUUGGAAUGUUAUCGAAAGAUAAACGAAGCCGCAGCGGCUCACGCAGUCGGAAAUCUCGAUCUAGAUCACGAGGACGCAGCAGACGAUCUAGAUCACGUAAGAGAUCGCGAUCUCGGCACAGGCGCUCGCGUUCACGUCAUCGACGGAGAUCCAGAUCACGAUCGAAGCGCUCGCGAUCCAAAGAUCGUAGACGAAAGUCACCGUCUCGUAGAAGAAGCAGCUCCCGAGGUCGGCAUCGUUCGCGUUCCCGAUCACGACGCUCUCGAUCGCGUAGAUCCAGGUCCAGAUCAAAAGAUCGCAAGAAGAGAUCUCCUCGUCGAAGAAGCCGUUCGCGAUCCCGAAGCAAACGUUCAAAAUCGAAGUCUAGACGAUCAAGAUCCAAGUCCAAGUCCAGGUCCUCCAAAUCGAAAUAUGCCGAAAAAUCAAAGGACAAAGACAAGGAGAGAAGGAGCAAAGAUAAAUCGGAUAAUGGUAAAAAGAGCGACGGCGACAAAGCUGAUAAAGAGAAGAGCGAGAAGAAGUCUAGUAAAGAAAAAAAGUCCGAGAAAGAAUCAAAGUCUGACGAGAAGAAUAGAAGUACGUCGGAAAAUAGCGAAACGAAGGAGAAAGCAGAGUCUGAAACUUAAAUAUUGACAAAUAUUCCAAAUUAUAAGAAAAUUAAUUUGCAUCUCUCGAUCAGUUUGUUAAUUUAAUGUUACGAUAUGCCGUAAUGUAUUAAACAAUAAAAAAUGCAAGAAUAUAAAACUUCCGAAGAUUCUUUUAGUUCGUAUAUACGCACGGGAAAAUAUAUUUAUAUUUAAUAUGGAUUGUAGCAACGUAUUUACUGCAAACGUUUAUAACAUCAAGUUUUGACUUACUAAUUUCUACUCAUGUUCACGAUGAAUAGACAAUACUACGGAUGUUUUAUACUCAAGAUCGUCCCUUCAAACUCAUUAAAAUUGUACGCCAAUAAUAACUGA
Ceratina calcarata is the source of this 2064-nucleotide messenger RNA. It is a transcript of the gene Srp54, whose product is annotated as splicing regulatory protein 54. The record is from RefSeq and is a predicted model, not a curated record. The transcript has 2 exons. Gene Ontology annotation, cellular component: nucleoplasm. Gene Ontology annotation, molecular function: RNA binding. Bases 268 to 1731 code for a protein of 487 amino acids. NCBI's taxonomy places the organism in Eukaryota, Metazoa, Arthropoda, Insecta, Hymenoptera, Apidae.